Messenger RNA from Polyodon spathula (Mississippi paddlefish), 982 nucleotides. RefSeq names its product selenoprotein P-like. Gene Ontology annotation, molecular function: selenium binding. NCBI's taxonomy places the organism in Eukaryota, Metazoa, Chordata, Actinopteri, Acipenseriformes, Polyodontidae. Gene Ontology annotation, biological process: selenium compound metabolic process. Bases 100 to 918 code for a protein of 272 amino acids. Gene Ontology annotation, cellular component: extracellular region. The record is from RefSeq and is a predicted model, not a curated record. The transcript has 5 exons.
UAUAAAUAGUAGAGAGCAGCAGUAGGGUGUUUAUUGAGAGGACUGAGGACAGAGGGAAAGAGCUGAAGAACUACAGGGAAUCUGAAAUCCAUUGCAGCGAUGUGGACAGGGCUGAGCCUGGUCCUGGCCCUCUCCCUUCUGCCCGGUAGCAGGCCAGAGAGUGAAGCCGAAGGCAGACGCUGUAAGAAGCCCCCAGAAUGGACCAUUGGAGAGGAGAACCCUAUGCAGGAGUCACUGGGACAAGUGACAGUGGUGGCACUCCUCCAGGCUACCUGUUCUUUCUGUUUGGUGCAGGCAUCCAGAUUAGAUGACCUGCGUCUGAAGUUAGAGCAGCGGGGCCUGAACAACAUAUCCUACAUGAUUGUGAAUUCCCAGGAUCACGAGUCUCGUCAUCUGUAUCCCCUCCUCCGGAAAAAGGUUUCUGUGAAUAUCCCUGUGUAUAAUCAAGAUAACCUCCAGGAAGAUGUCUGGAAACUCCUGGCUGGUGAUAAAGAUGACUUCCUCAUCUAUGACAGAUGUGGCCGUCUGACUUCCCACCUUGGUCUGCCUUAUUCAUUACUUACCUUUCCAUAUGUGGAGCAAUCAAUCACACAAGCAUACUGCAGUAGCGUCUGUGGAAACUGUUCAUUUGAGAGCCCUGAAGAUUUAACAGUGUGUAACAACACUGUGAUGGCAACAGAGAAGCCAGAAGAGGCCACUGAAAAUCCUGGCAGACACCACAGCCAUUGCCACGAGCACAGCCAGGGCCACAGUGACUCCCACGGCACAAACCUUGGCAGACAGCAUGGCCACCACCAUAGGCAGAGUCACCAAACACAAAGAUUCUCCCACAAUCACAGGGGUCAGCAAAAAAAACUGCCUGAAGGUAUCUCCCAGCAGGAGGUUGUGGACAUCCCUUUUUUUCUGCAGAGACCUUGAAAGAAAGAGCUAGCCACAUGAAAAAAACAAUACAUUGAUGUUUCAAUAAAUCUUUUUUUUUUAA